Cryptomeria japonica (Japanese cedar) is the source of this 3270-nucleotide messenger RNA. RefSeq names its product trihelix transcription factor GTL1. Bases 464 to 2803 code for a protein of 779 amino acids. The record is from RefSeq and is a predicted model, not a curated record. The transcript has 3 exons. Lineage: Eukaryota; Viridiplantae; Streptophyta; Pinopsida; Cupressales; Cupressaceae.
UUGUUGUUAACUAUUAUUAGAUGCAAGUACUCCGGCUGACAGCGCAGCGUCUCAUGCCCACCUCAUCUACACAUAACCCUUUCCUUUCCCCUUCCCUUCCCUUAUCUAUGUAUACAUCAUCUCCUGUUGCUUCUACUGACUGUUGACUGUUGCUGCUGCCGCUCCUGUCUGCUGCUAUUGCCCUCCAUUUCCUUUGCCUUCUUGCCUUGCUUUCUUAAUUUCCCAGGAGGAGGAGGAGGAGGGGCAACUGACUCUCACCUUUUUUGCCCCAAUUGAUUGUGUGUCCUUGGGAGCAUCUUUAUUUGUGCGUGUUGUACGUUUUCAUUCUCUUUCACGGAGGGGAUGUGCGCAAUUUGAGAAUUAGGUAAAUUCCCAUGUGGAAGAGUGUAGGAGAAGAUUACUUAGAAAAGAUAACAAGGAUUAGAUAUUGAAAUCACGACUUUUUAGUCGAGUGGAGCACAGAAUGCAGCAAGGGGCUGCAGGAGGAGGAAGUGGGCAGCAAUAUGGAGUGCCCCCAACCGAUGUCGCUCAAUUCGGUGGAGGAAGUGGAAGUGGACGCCCAGCCCAUGGUCACAUGCUCGGGAUCUCCCAUGACCAGCACUUACAGCAGCAGCUUUUGCAGCAAUCAUCACACAAGGCGGAUUCCUUGAACGAGAUCUCGCAGCCGCCACCGGGGGCGCCUGCGGCGCAGCGGAGCGCCGCUAGCUUUGAGCAGCUGAUGCCAAACAACGGCGGCGGGUUUGGAGAGGAGGAAGGGCUUCAGACUGAGGAUGGUGAGAGAGGAGGUCCUGCGGGGAAUCGAUGGCCUCGGCAGGAGACCCUUGCUCUUCUUAAAAUUCGAUCAGAAAUGGACGCCACUUUCCGGGACGCCAGCCUCAAAGGCCCACUCUGGGAGGAUGUUUCACGGAGGCUCGCGGAGCUGGGUUUCAAUCGGAGUGCCAAGAAAUGCAAAGAAAAGUUCGAAAAUGUUCACAAGUACUAUAAGCGGACCAAAGACGGGCGAGCUGGACGCCAGGACGGGAAAAGUUACAGAUUCUUUAGCCAGCUGGAGGCUCUCCAAAGCAGCAAUAGUAAUAAUAACCAUGGCAGCCCUACCAGGAACGCCAAUGAUGCAAGAAACAGCCAUAAUAAUAAUACUCAGGCAAUAAGCUCGGGUCCUGGAUCUGGACCUGGACCGAAUAGGCUCAUCCCGCAGCCUUGUUCAGCGCCUGCCAUGCUCAGUACCAAUGUUACUUCUGGCGAAAUGAACAGAAACAUUAUUUCCGCCGCCGCUGCUACUACUGCAAACCCUGUGGCUGUUAGGCACAGCUCAGAUUUCAGUGGUGGAAAUUUAAGUUUCUGUUCCGAUUCUUCCGAGGAAGAUGACGACUACGAUGAGCAGACUGAUAGCCGCAAGAGGAAACGCGCCAGUUCCGGCAGUAGUGCUUCGACAAAGAAUAUGAUGCUUUUCUUCGAGCAGUUAAUGAAGCAAGUUAUGGAAAGACAGGAAAUGAUGCAGCAGAAGUUUCUAGAAACCAUAGAGAAACGCGAGCAAGACAGAAUGGUUCGCGAAGAGGCAUGGAAGAGGCAAGAGAUGGCUCGCCUUAACAGAGAGCACGAAAUAAUGGCUCAGGAACGAGCCCUCUCUGCUUCCAGAGACGCAGCCUUCAUCUCAUUUCUUCAGAAAAUUACAGGCCAGACAUUUCAAGGGAUUCCUACAAUGGCGCCUCUUGCCCAGUCGACAACUACCAUGAAUCCAGUGCCUGUAACUCACGAAACUCAUGAACAGCGACAUCGAGACAACAACAAUAACAGCAACAACAACAGCCACAACAAUAAUAGUCAAGACGCCGCUGGUGCCGGUGGAAUUGCAGGCAGUGCAGAGCAAAUGGAUAUUACUUUCGAUCCGAGCAGCAGCCGAUGGCCGAAACCGGAAGUGCAUGCAUUGAUCAGGCUGCGAAGCGGAAUGGAGCCCCGGUACCAAGACGCUGGUCCCAAAGGCCCCCUCUGGGAAGAAAUCUCCGCUGGAAUGUCUCGGCUAGGCUACAAUCGCAGCUCAAAGCGAUGCAAAGAGAAAUGGGAAAACAUCAACAAAUACUUCAAGAAGGUUAAAGAGAGCAACAAGAAGCGCCCCGAGGAUGCAAAGACCUGCCCUUAUUUCCACCUGCUGGAUCAAUUGUACAGGAAAAGAAUCAUCGGCAACCCUAAUUCAAAUUCAAUCAAAGAGGAUCAACAAAUGAACCACAGCGUCGAUGCCGUCGACAAGGAGGACAACCAUGUUCUGGCAAUAAUGCCACCUCCAGGACCCUCUUCCGACGCCAAAAACAACGGUUCUACUACAACUACUACAAACGCCAACCGCCCAGCUCCUGGUGCAGUCAUCGCUCCAACAAAUGGAACUGCAUUUUAUUCAAGCCCCGAGAAUCGAACCGGUGCCGAUCAUCAUCGAGCUCAGAAGAAGCCAGCAGCAGAAGGCCUUGUGAUGGACGUGAUGGACAUGGAGGAUGACGAUGAGGAUGACGAGGAUAACGACAUGCAAUCUGGGCAGCAGCAGCAGAGGGAGCAGCAGUCCAUUGUAGAGGACUAUGAUGAUGAUAAAAUCGAGGCAGACGACAGCGACAACAAUAACGAGCACGAGCCCCAACAUCAUAAUGUCACGACUACCGGUACUAGUAGUAGUAGUGCGCACGACCAUCUGCCAUUCGCACACUUUGUUCACGAUGCCCGAACGCCUGCUUCUGCGCCCGCCAAUUCCUUCAUGGCCAUGGUUCACAGGCUUUCUGCGACAUCCGAUCCACCCGAGUUCAAAACCUCCAAAGCUUGAAAGCUUGCCUAUUUCAACGUGCUUGCUCAAUAAAUUUCUCCCACUCCCUCCAGCGAGGGCAACGAAAUUGAACCAGUGUACCAUAUGUACCAUUACCAGAGGUUAAGGUUCGGAUCAUGGCCAAAGCAAAGCAAUUUGCAUUUUUAUUGCUGCACAGACUGAUAACUUAUGCUUUAAAUAACACUAUUAUUUGUUAUUUGCUAAGAAUAUUUUAUUUAUUUUUCUCGUUCAUUAAUAAUGACAUCAGGCGCUAAGGUCGGUAUUCGAUCGAUGUGUAAGCGGGGGACAGUAUGGAGUCUGAAAAUAUCCAUCUUCAGCCAGCGAGGCCACGAUAUGUGUGUCUCCUGCUGUGCACCCCUGCAAUCUCAUAUCCUGUAAUCUCAUCAUCAUUCUCAUAAAAUUUCCAGCUGUAUUGCACUGUCAGGCAAAAUUUAACUAAUCCUUUUCAAGAAUCUUUCCAUUAUUAA